CCUGGCUCCUGCUCCUGGCCAAGACCGGCCUGCCAUGGUCCUCCUGCUGACUCUUCAGCUGCUGACCCGCUUCCUCCCAGGUUCCUACCCCAAGCCAUGGUUGGGGGUUCAGCCAGCUGCAGUUGUGACCCCAGGGGUGAAUGUGACCCUGAGGUGCCAGGCACCCCAGCCUGCCUGGAGGUUCAUGCUCUUCAAGCCCGGAGCUACCACAGUGCACCAGAAUGUAUCUGAGGAGGUGGCAGAGUUCUUCCUGGAGAAGGUGACCCCGGCCCAGGGGGGCAGUUACCACUGCUGCUACCAGAGACUGGGCUGGGAGCAUGGCGUCUGGUCCCAGCCCAGCGAUGCCCUGGAGCUGCUGGUGACAGGUGAGGGCCUGGGGGGGAGGGGAGAAGGCACCUGGGCUGGUGUGUGGGAGGGGAGGGGAGUCAGAGAGAUACAGGGAGGCCUGGGCCGCAUGAGCUUCGCGCUGUACCGCGAGGGCACGCAGGCGCCGCUGCUCUACCGCGUCUCGGAGCUGCCCUGGGCCGACUUCCCGCUGCCCGCGGCCGGCGCGGCCGGCACCUACAGCUGCUACUACCACACUCCGUCGGCCCCCUACGUGCUGUCGGCGCGCAGCCCGCCGCUGGUCAUCCGCUCUGAAGACUCUGACUCCUCGGACUACACCCAGGGGAACCUCAUCCGCCUGGGGCUGGCCGGCCUGGUCCUCAUCUCCCUGGUCAUGCUGGUGGUUGCUGACUGGCGCGGCCGGAGAGGGGCCCCUGGCAGCAGGCGGCCUGAAGCUCCACAGGACUGGCUCUAGACACCCGCAGGGGCGCUCUGCCAGGGCCGUGUGCGCCCAGACUCCAGCUUCCUGAGCAAUAACCCCCCGUCCCAUGCUGGCUGUGCAGGGGCCUCGGCCUUCUGGAUCGUCCGUGGUUAAGUCUUUCUAGCCAGAAGACCUGAGUUCGGAUCCCGUCGCUGCCUCUCUAUCUCUGUGGGCUGCCAGGAGAGAGACUUCCCCAAAACUUGGCUGCCCAGCCCGAAAAAUGGGUGCACUAGUAAUACCCACUUCGUAGAAAGGCUGCAGUUAGUGGACGGCACGCAAGGACGUUUGGAGCCUACGGAACGCGCAGUGUUCGCCUCGACCUCACAGCGACCCAUGGCCUCGCGGGUCGGUGGGCGGCGUGUCCGUCUCCCGAGGGCUUCCCGCGGGUCCCGCGCCUGCUUCCCACGUUCCCCUUCUGCUAAACGCCGCUCCUGUUUUUCUUUGACGUCUGUGUCAUUUCCCCCACCGCCAUUGCGCCAGCCUCUCCGGCCUUUCUCCCUCCCCUUCCGCUUAACUCAGAAGACUGACUUCUUUAAGAGAGUCCCAGGCUUUUAGAGUUCCUCUGCUCCGCCUCAGUGCCCGCCGUGUGAAAGUUCAGGGCUGUCGCUGUCCUCUGAUCUGCUUGACUACCUGAUUCCCUGCAGCUGCUUCCACUCUGCGUCACCCCUGAUGGCGGCAGGUAGUCAGUGCACUGGGUGCACACACCCCCCUCCCCCAGUCUGUGGGUGCCGAGGCCCCUCCCAUGAAUCAGCGAUUGUAAACAGUGCUGCAAUAAA
Condylura cristata (star-nosed mole) is the source of this 1581-nucleotide messenger RNA. It is a transcript of the gene OSCAR, whose product is annotated as osteoclast associated, immunoglobulin-like receptor. Gene Ontology annotation, molecular function: collagen receptor activity. Bases 35 to 799 code for a protein of 254 amino acids. Gene Ontology annotation, cellular component: plasma membrane. NCBI's taxonomy places the organism in Eukaryota, Metazoa, Chordata, Mammalia, Eulipotyphla, Talpidae. The transcript has 4 exons. The record is from RefSeq and is a predicted model, not a curated record.